CCCUUCUCUAUUCUUCUCUAUUCUGUAUGCCUGUUUGUUCUCUCUUUAGUUCAUAUCUUCUCUAAGGAAACCAAUCUUACCAUUGAACUCAAAUUCUGACAAAAAAAGAAAGAGGAAAAAUGGAAAAGCAACCAUUGGAGAAAGCAAAACCAAAAUACAGAAAAGGGUUAUGGUCACCUGAAGAAGAUAAUAAGCUCAGAAACCAUAUCCUUAAGCAUGGUCAUGGAUGCUGGAGCUCUGUCCCCAUUAAGGCAGGCUUGCAAAGAAAUGGAAAAAGUUGCCGACUAAGGUGGAUUAACUACCUGAGACCUGGAUUGAAGAGAGGAGUUUUCAGCAAACAUGAAGAAGAUACAAUCAUGGCUCUUCACCACAUGUUAGGCAACAAGUGGUCUCAAAUAGCACAGCAUUUGCCAGGAAGGACUGAUAAUGAGAUAAAGAAUUACUGGCAUUCAUAUCUGAAGAAGAAAGUGAUGAAAACUAAGGAAAUGGAAUCUGAUAAACAAAUUGAGCAUGCUAGUUCAAGUUCAGACACAGUGGAAAAUUCACUCUCUCCACAGAAACUUGCAACUCAAGAUCCAAGUCAUGCAUUGCUACAAAACAUGGAAAAAACAGCAACACACUCUGACAACUUUUUCUCGCAAAACUAUGACUUUUCCAAAGAGGCUUGUCAGAGUUCCCUACCAAAACUCUUAUUUUCUGAGUGGCUUUCAGAGGAUCAAGUAAAUGGUGCAGGCUCAGUGAAUUCUGAUGAUUCUUUGGUAUUGGGAAAUGUAUUUGAUCAAAAUUCAUCUUUCCAAGAAGCUAUAAUGCAUUUGUUGGAAGGGAACUUUGGUGAAGAGUAUCAUAAUAGUUUAAUUCACAGUUCAACCACUGAGGUGUACAAUUCACAGCUUAAGCCAUCAAAUCAAGUGGAUGGAAGUGAUUUCAUUCACUGUAUUCCCGGGAAUGAUUUAUGCAGCAAUUUCAGCCUAAUCAAUCGUGCUAUGUAAGUACCAGGAAGGAGUUUACAAGCUGCUCAAAAAGGAAGAAUAAUUUGUAAUUAGACAUACAGAAAACAAGACAAAUUUGAUCACUGUAAAGUUAUACUUCUAAUUGUUUGAAUUGUACUCCUACCCCACACAAAUAAAUUCAGUAAGAUAAGAAAAAUAUGCAUUUCAUUGUGAUUUUUGCGGUGUUGUUUAAGCAUACUACUCAUGUAUAUUUGCUUCAAAUCAAUCAAAAUAUUGUGGUCUUCAAUGUUCUU
Messenger RNA from Vigna angularis (adzuki bean), 1243 nucleotides. Its product is annotated as transcription factor LAF1. Lineage: Eukaryota; Viridiplantae; Streptophyta; Magnoliopsida; Fabales; Fabaceae. The record is from RefSeq and is a predicted model, not a curated record. The coding region runs from base 120 to 989 and encodes 289 amino acids. The transcript has 3 exons.